UCAUCCACGGAUCCUAUCCGUGCUUGAUACUCCAUAUAAUCUAACCACCGCCCUAUCCCACCAUUUCGUCUCACCCUACUAUUACUAUGUAUGCUUAUAUCGCACACCUCCCUCCUCAUACUUUCAAUUGACCACCCACCUCCUCUCAGUCCUAUCUUUCAUACCAAAGCCUUUUCUCUCUCAACAUCUUACCACCUUCUCAAUGGCCGACUACUGGCAACCCCAGUCGUCCUUUGCGAACCCUAACUGGGUUCAAGGCAACCAGUCUUGCUGGCGCUCCUCAACAUUUCGUGACUUGAUUCAUGCUUUCCCAAAACCCAAGCGGACGGGUCGAGUGAUGAAGCCCCGCAGCGCUGGGAAUAGUCCUUCGUCUGCCGGCAGACGGCGCACAGCAACCAUCCCUUACAGUUCGCCCAUGUACCAAGGCUACCAGGCUCCCGUCAACACUGCCUUUGUGGCCUCUGCACUUGCCCGAACUGGCCAAAACCGUCCCACAAGUUGGCAUCCGGCUUUGGAGCCUGUUAGCUAUCCAACUGCCCAGUAUGUGCCAGCAACCACGGCGUUGGAUAACUUUGCCGCCAUUGGCGUGUGCCCUCAGCCACUGCCCACUGCUCCUGCCACCUUCGACAACUCUUCCAUGUUGCCGUCCUACACCCCGGCAGAUAUGCCAUGCUCGGAUCUAGGGUUCCCUCCCCUCCCCGACGCACAGCAUCAGAUGUCGCUUCAACAGUCUACCUUGCUCCAGAUGAACGACUCGCAGGCUGAGCCUGUCUCUUGGGACGCCAAUGCAUCUACCUUGUCAAUGGCAGAACCUAUGUCUGACUGCUACUCCUUCGACAUGUCAUCUAUGCAUAACAACAUUCCUCCAGUCUACGUCGCAGGUUCGAGUUACGAGAGUGUACCGUCCUCGGGCUGCUUGACUGGGCCUCCUACGCCCGACUUUCUACCUAUUCAGCGGCCUGACGACGACCUGCAUUCGCAGGUAGAGCCCUUGCCAGAGAAGCAGCAUGAGGACGAGCUUGUUGGUAUGGGUCUUUACAGCAACCCGGAGGCUUCGUUGGGAAACUCGCUCUUAGGGCUUUCUGGCAAGGGACUUAAGUUGGAGGAGACUUUCACCCCGUCUUCCGACAAUGAAGCCGAAGACCAGGAGGAUGAUGAGGACCAGGACGAUGACGACGACGAUGAUGACGAACAAAAUCAGGAGGAGAGCCCCGUCAACAGCAAGGGCACCGACUUAAACCCUAAGCAGUCGGAAGCUGAGACUUUUCAACAACCGAUCAAAGCACCUGGAAACAUGAUGCAAAGAUCCUUUUUCUUUGAUGACGACGACCUCGAGCAGCAUGCCGUGGUCGAUUCCCAGCCAUUCAUUAACAUGGCCAGCCAACCCUGUAUGAAUUAUGGAUAUGGAUGGAUUUGAUUCCUACACUGUCGCGUUUACUGCCUCUGAUUAUUGCUCUUUUCGGUUUUCGGGCUACAGCAUUGCAUAGCGUGGAGUUAUUGUUUUCGGGAGGCGUUUCAUUUAGCAUACAGUACAGGAUACCCAGGGAGGAUUGGUCGAACUUGAAAUGUAUGUAUUAGACCAGUGAAUAUAACAACUACAAGACUAUCUUGAUAAACACACAUUGCACCAAACAUGAACAAACUGCGUAGCCCAC
Aspergillus welwitschiae is the source of this 1655-nucleotide messenger RNA. RefSeq lists its product as uncharacterized. The coding region runs from base 203 to 1417 and encodes 404 amino acids. The record is from RefSeq and is a predicted model, not a curated record. The transcript has a single exon. Lineage: Eukaryota; Fungi; Ascomycota; Eurotiomycetes; Eurotiales; Aspergillaceae.